AUGCUUCCGGACAUACCAUCACAUGCGACGCUGAAGACCCCACGACGGGCGGAUGAGAAGAACCCGGGGCCGCUGGAAGUUUUUGAGGAGUCCAUCCGACGGGAGAGGUCCUCUGCGCGGCGGGGCGCGGCCAAAAAGUUCCGGAACCCACCCGCCUUGGAGGCUUGGCUGGACUCCUCGCUGGAAGCCCAGCAGCUCAGCUCCAAAGCUCCCUGCCAAGAGAGGUUCCGGUUGCACCGAGAGGCUUUGGCCUGGCUGUGCGAUCUACUCCCUACGUAUGGCAGCAUCCUGUCCAGAGUACUGGACGAGGUCGAUGGAGCCCUGCACAGGAUGGAGGCAUGGCAAGGUGAGCUUCAGAAGUUGCACGGCUUGAACCGCACGCUUCAAGGUCAGCUGAGAUCCCGUCAGAUUCUGCACAAACUACAGCUCGAAGAAGCUUGGUCUGCAGCCAGACAGAGCUCGGCAGCUGAGACCAAGCCGGUCUCGCCGGUGGAGAGCCUCAGCAAAGAGGGCCACAAGGAGGCCCAAGCUGAAGUCACCAAGCGCAGACACGCCGAGCGGAAAUCGCUGAAGCUCCAAUCCGAGCUUGAGAGCGUGAGGCAUCAGCUGAAGGAGCUCGAAGUCAAAGAGGCUGACAAAGUUGCAGCCGCAGGAGAAGUGCAAAGGCUUGUGGACCAGAGAGAUCAGCUGUCUCACACAGUGAAUGCGUUGCGAAAGGAAUGUUCGCAGCUGCAGUCCGACCUGCAGAAGUCUCAGCAAGAUAACCAGCAGCUGAACAAGGAGCUGGACUCGAAGUCAGAAGAGUGCCGCCAACUGCAGGAUUCUCUGCAGGAACCUGGAGAGUCGAACAUGAAAGAGCUGCCUCCGGGAGAGCUGGUGCGCAACGCGUCCGUGAAGCCCACGAGCUUCCUGGCGGCCGUGAAGUUGGAGAGAGACCCAACGGUGGCUGCCGAGGAAACAGACUACGUCCCAGACAGGCCGCAGGGCAUGGCAUUUCAGGCGUCUGCGACCAUGCGACGGAGGCAGUGGGAAAAUCCGCAGAACUGGACCCUCAGCAUUGACGAAUGGGACCAAGUGCUCACUUUCUGCCAGGAGCAGGAAGCGUAUCAGGUCUUCAAGAGCCACGGCAAGAAGUACGUGAACAUGUAUGACCUGAACCAAGAGUAUGUCAAACCAUGGACACGAGGAGAGGGCUGUGGUGUCGCCGUCAUGAUGAGCCAGCACCGUGAGGAUUCAGCGCAGCUGAUGCUGUCACACGCUUGGGCGGAAGAUGUCGAGGAGUGUCAAUCGGCAGUCAUGGAGCAUGUUCGUCAAGCCCAACUGCCACGACAGACAGCUGUGUGGUUCUGCCUCUUUGCAAAUUUCCAGGUUGGAGAUGAGAGUGGGCCCAGCAUUGAAGCCCAGUUAAGCUUGAGGCCAUUCGCGAGUGUCAUCUCGGCUGCCAGCCUGAGAAGAGGGACAGGCUAUGGACUUCACGCCAUACACACGUCCACAGCUGAUCUUUACAAGAGGCUCUGGUGCGUGCAUGAAGUCGAGCGCGCCUUGAAGGGUGAUGUAGAUGUGAGCACAUCCAUGUCAGACAAGUACAAGGAGCAAACCCUGCAAAGACUUCAAUUUUUUCUGAGCGAGAAUUGCAGCACCAGCACUUGGGAAGACUGCAUGUGGGCGGCCAACGUGAAGGUAAAGACAAUCCAAGCCAGGUGUGAUCGGAUGGAAGAUGAGAAAAUGCUCAUUACCGAGAUCAUGGCCACUGGUGGCUUCGAGCGCAUCGACUCCACCAUCGAGAGGUUUAGGGCAGAGACCUUCGGUCAGAAUUACGAACUGAUGCUGAAGGCUGUGGGUCGUCAUGGCCAGGCGCUCAAGUUCGCAAGCUUCGAGCGCCUUGAGCGGAAGUUGAUCCACAACUUAGUCCUCACUGCCGUCCGAAGCUCGGGAGCUUCGUUGGCUCAUGCUCCGGUGGAGCUGAAGGCCGACAAGGACCUGGUCAUCGAGGCCGUCAAGCAGGACGGCAUGGCCCUGCAGUAUGCGGCAGAGGAGAUGCGCGUGGACCGUGAGGUUGUUUUGGAGGCCGUGCAGCAGGAUGGUCUUGCGCUCCAGUAUGCAUCGGGAUCUGCCCUUCUGGAUGACUCCGUGGUGUUGGCCGCUGUGGCGCAGGAUGGCGAAGCAUUUCGCUUGGCCCCGGACAGCAUGAAGAUGAACCGCGAGAUCAUGGAGAGGGCUGUCGCGAGCAGCCCGAAGGCACUUCAGUAUGUUCCACACGAACUGCAGAAGGAAGCCCUCGAAGUUGUGAAGAGCUCCCCCGAGGCUGUUGCCCAGCUGGAAAGGUCAACGACCAUUGCAGGCAUUGUGAUCCAAGCCGAGCAACAAGUGGAGCGGAUGGAAAAGAUGGAGGUGACCAGAAGGCAUGCAGAAGUGGCUGAAAAGACCCAAGAGCGGUUGCAGCAAGCCAUCAACCUCAUGAAGAGUGUUCGACCACACGUGGCAACGCAGAAGCCGAAGCGCGCGCUGCGGCUGAUGCUGCUGGGCCUAGACUGCCUCUUCCAGAGCACGCAGGAUCCAUCCGCCAUCUUCCGUGCUCGCCAGGCCAUCGAGAAACAGUUCAGUACUACCACGGAUGAGGAGAAGAUGGAUUACGUGGAUGUCCUUCUAGACAGAGAUGUUGCCAUGCACGCCUCUCUGAAGAACUCCCUCUUCCAAUGCCUUGUCCAGUACAAGUCGCAGCUGGCUGACAAGGCCGGUGCUUCAGACAGAACGUCUUCUCAUCCCGUCAGGCGGUACAGCAUGCAGGUGCCGAGGUUGGAGCCCACGCCCUCCGUCGAAUCUGAGCGCUCUGACCGCCACAGCAGCCGGGCGCUCACUGCCGCGACAAAGAUUUCAGUGGAUCACCUCCAGGUGGAUCCACCCCCUGUAGCACCUUGA
Molecule: messenger RNA, 2919 nt
Organism: Symbiodinium natans
Lineage: Eukaryota; Dinophyceae; Suessiales; Symbiodiniaceae
Source: the annotation of a GenBank genome assembly